GACAUUCUCAGAUAAAAUGUCAAAUUGACAUUUGUCUCAAUCUUUUUUAUAUCUAUUUGUUGAUAAAAUUAUUUAGUAAUGCCGCAAUCAUAUAGUAUUUGAAAAAUUAAUCGUAUGAUGGGCAAUGAUGGGUCGACGCCCGCGAAAUCACAAAUUGGACAGCGAAGACGACAGUCAACAGAACGCACAGAUGGAUCAACUUCUAAAAAUGAUGAACCUCGACGAAAUAAAAAAAUUAAAUCCAAUAAAAUUACAAAAGGUGCAUCCGGACCUACUAAUCCUUUUCUGAUAUUUUUUCUACGUAUGAGAAGUAAAAGACCAAACGAUCGAUGUACUGUAAUUGCACGAACCGCAGGUAAAUUAUGGAAAAAAAUGACUCCGGGUCAACGUCAAAAAUAUAUAAAUCUUGCAAAUGCUGCUAAAAAGAAAAAAGAAUUGCGAAAACGUAAAAAAGAAGCAAAAAAUAUUGAACAGUAGUACAAAUUUUCACAAGUUAAGAUUUAACGUAAACUUUGAAAGUAUAAAUUAACAUAAAGUUUAUCGUCUAAA
Molecule: messenger RNA, 549 nt
Organism: Chelonus insularis
Lineage: Eukaryota; Metazoa; Arthropoda; Insecta; Hymenoptera; Braconidae
Product: FACT complex subunit SSRP1-like
Exons: 2
Coding region: 115-477 (120 amino acids)
Source: RefSeq, a predicted model, not a curated record